Molecule: messenger RNA, 1721 nt
Organism: Paramuricea clavata
Lineage: Eukaryota; Metazoa; Cnidaria; Anthozoa; Malacalcyonacea; Plexauridae
Source: the annotation of a GenBank genome assembly
AUGGCUAGAGAAGACAAAUUUUGGAAAUGUGAGAAUGUUCGGACUUCGGAAGCAGCAAUUCUUAACCGUAAUUUAUUUUUAGGAACUGCGAUGGAAACACUCCGAAGUGAUACAAUACGGAAGAGCCCACAACAGAAUAUUUCAACCCCUUCGCCGCCCGAGGUAAAAGUUUCACGCAAAGAACCGACUACCAUUUCCCAUUCAAGAGAGACAAAAUGGCAAACUAAUGCAGGCAUGAAAACCAUAUAUCUUCAUUGGAAAAUCAAAUUUUUCACCAGAAUGACUUGAGAGAAACAGCCAAAAGAGAAACGUUCGCUUCACUCACAACUCAACAUCUUCGGAGCAGACGUGAAAUUCAGGCGAUCUUGGAAAGUCCAACCGACUGCGCCAAUUUUACCUAUACUAUAAAGUACGAAGAUAACUACAGAGUAUGGAACAACUUUUCAAUGAUGCACCAAAGUCGAAUGUACCGUUAUAACGAGUACAGAGUAACGGACGAUGGUCUACAAGUUUGUAACUCUUCUGACCCCUUUACUAAACAAAGACGGCGGGAUUUGAUUUCUCGAGAAAAAGAACUGUUGAAUUCUAAACCUUGUAAUACAUCCGUGUACGCGUUUUACUACUACAAUUAUACAUUAUACAGAAAUUUUACUGUUUUUUUCAAACCCACUGAGCAGAGUUUCACAAGGCAAGACUAUGGAGUGACUUUGGGAUAUUUUGCAAUUUGUUCGGCAAAGCUUAAUCUAUCCUGCAAUGAUUAUUUGGUUAAAGUGAAAUACGGCGAUCACUACAACAUUUUGCAAAACUUUUCGCUGUUUUACAACAACAAGAUGUACGAUUAUCGCGAAUAUCAAGUCGGAAACAAAGGUAUUGAAAUGUGUGCAUCCAAUGAUUCAAGAAUUCAGGCCAUUUGGAGAACUCGAAAUUCGUGGGAAAAGUUUAAAGACCGGUAUACGUGCCGCGGAUUUGUUGAUAAAUUAUCCGAAGCAAGUUACUAUACCGUGAAUAAGCAGUUCACUGUCUAUGGCGCAGCUCGGAGUCAAUAUUUCACGAGAAAUGACUAUGGAGUAAAAAACGGUAAACCUUAUAUAUGCCAAGAAAAGUUCAGAUCCAUAUCAACAGAGUAUAACCAGGAAGAUCUAUUAAUGUGCAACGAUUCAAUCAUCAAUAUAAAAUACGAUGAUGAAUACAAAGUUCGGACUGACUUUUCAAUACUCUAUAAGAACAAGGUGUACUAUUAUACUGAGUAUCGAGUUCUGAAUGAUGGCAUAAAAAUUUGUAACUCCACUGAAAACUACGUAAAGAAUAUUUGGAAAGUACGCAAUAAGUGGGUAAAGGCGACAAUGCAUGAAAAAAGUUGCAAUAAACCCAUUAGAACCUUUUGGUUUCACCGAAAGUAUUACACUGUGAAUAAGCAGUUCACUGUCUAUGUCGCACCUACGAGUCAAUAUUUCACAAGAAGUAGCUAUGGCGUGGAAGACGGUAGACCAUAUAUAUGCGAUGAAAAAUUCAGACCCACAUCAACAGAGUAUACCCAGGACGAUCUAUUAAUGUGCAACGAUUCAAUCAUCAAUAUAAAAUACGAUGAUGAAUACAAAGUUCGGACUGACUUUUCAAUACUCUAUAUGAACAAGAUGUACAAUUAUACGGAGAAUCGAGUUCUGAAUGAUAGCAUAAAGAUUUGUAACUCCACUGAUAAUUACAUACGAAAUAUUUGGAAA